UUUCUGUCGUGUCAACACCAGACAGCAAACGACGAUGGCCGACACCCUCCUGACGCUGAGCAACGACCUCGAGGGCCGCGACAAGCUCACCAAGCUCACGCAGUACUCGACGCGGGCGAUCGCCUACUACAUCCUCGCCGCCGACCCCAAGAGCGUCCUCGGGCAGCAGCUCACGGCGCUCUUCAAGGCCACGCAGUCGGCGCGCAAGGCCUUCCGCGUUGGCAAGUCGUUCAACUAUGGCUCCAAGAUCUCGGCGACGCUCAACAACAAGGCGGUCGCGCCGUACCAGCGCAACCUACAGCUCGUCCAGGACGUGGGCAUGUGCACGUUCUUCCUCUUUGACAACGCAGCCUUCUUUGGCGCCAACAAGGUGCUCAACAUCGACACCGCCGAGGCCAUGAAGCGCGGCGGCUACUUCUGGUUCUGCGCCAACGUCGCCGGCUUUGUCCUCGCGUACGAAGCGCUCAAGCAGGAAACGGACAAGGAGACGGACCUCCACAACACGCUCGCCGCCAAGAAGGCCGACAACUCGCUGACGCCCGACGACGCGCAAGCGCUGCUCGCCGAGAUCGACGCGGUCCAGAGCGCGCGCUGGAAGAAGACGCUGACGCUACUCAAGUCGACGUGCGACCUCAUCGUGUCGAGCAACACGGCCGGCGUCCGGCUGCCCGAGCGCAUCCUCGGCAAGAAGCUGCACGACGGCAUCAUCGGCGCUGUCGGCUGCGUCUCGGCGUCGGUCGUCUUGUACAACAUUGUCCACAAGAAGAAGUAAAGCGUAAUAGACAACUUGUGGUGGUGGUCGAGGGUGUUA
Molecule: messenger RNA, 811 nt
Organism: Saprolegnia diclina VS20
Lineage: Eukaryota; Oomycota; Saprolegniomycetes; Saprolegniales; Saprolegniaceae
Exons: 6
Coding region: 35-772 (245 amino acids)
Biological process (GO): peroxisome fission; regulation of peroxisome size
Cellular component (GO): peroxisomal membrane
Source: RefSeq, a predicted model, not a curated record